Molecule: messenger RNA, 303 nt
Organism: Vicia faba (fava bean)
Lineage: Eukaryota; Viridiplantae; Streptophyta; Magnoliopsida; Fabales; Fabaceae
Source: the annotation of a GenBank genome assembly
AUGUCUCCUUUACAGUUUAUACUGAUGGUUGCUGCAAGUUCAGUGGGAGAGGAACUCUUCUAUAGAGUUGCAGUUCAAGUUUGUUUCAGAACUUCUAUGCCUGAACUUUAUCGUAUUUGCCUAGAGAUGUUUGAGAAAUAUACCUGGUAUGAGAAAAAACAAAUGACGAAAAUAUAUUCACCACUUCUGGAAGGACUAUUGGCUCUCUACCUCCGUUUCAAGUGGAUCCAAGCAAAUAAUAUUCUUUCUCCCAUUAUCACACAUGAAAUUUACUCUACUGUUAUAAUAGGACAUGUCAUUUGA